Messenger RNA from Pestalotiopsis fici W106-1, 1431 nucleotides. RefSeq lists its product as uncharacterized. Bases 1 to 1431 code for a protein of 476 amino acids. Gene Ontology annotation, molecular function: protein binding. Gene Ontology annotation, cellular component: Set1C/COMPASS complex. The record is from RefSeq and is a predicted model, not a curated record. The transcript has a single exon. NCBI's taxonomy places the organism in Eukaryota, Fungi, Ascomycota, Sordariomycetes, Amphisphaeriales, Sporocadaceae.
AUGAAUCUCCUUCUCAGCGACGAUUACCUCCUACAAGAUUACCCGGAGAACAUCACAAACACGAUCCGCUCCGGCCAUACAACAUGCCUACGUUUCAAUCGCCGCGGUGACUUUCUCGCUUCGGGCCGCGUCGAUGGAACAGUCGUUGUCUGGGAUCUAGAAACGAUAGGCGUGGCGCGCAAACUUCGAGGCCAUAGAGCGGCUAUCACAAGUUUGAGCUGGUCGCGAUGCGGACGAUAUCUGCUAAGCGCAUGCCAAGGAUGGAGGGCAGUACUCUGGGAUUUGGAAGCUGGUACACCGUACAGAGAAGUCAGGUUUCGAGCACCGGUCUACACAGCAGAUCUACACCCCUGGAAUCACCACCAAUUCGUCGCCUCCAUUUUCGAGCAGGCGCCGUGCUUGGUGGACGUUACCGACCCGAUUGAUGUCAAGCACACGCUGCCCUCUGCGCCGAGGCGACACAACGAGGACGCAGAUACUGCGACGAAAGAGAAACACGCCAAAGAAGAUGCCAAGCAGCAGACCACUGCGACGGUGUACUCGGCCACGGGCGACCAUAUAUUAGCGGGCACGAACAAGGGCAAGCUGAACAUCAUCGACACGAAUACACACGAGGUCAUAUGGUCCGAGAAAAUAUGCAGCGGCGUGGUCACAACAGCCCGUUUGACGGCGUCUGGGAGAGAAUUGCUUGUCAACUCGCAAGAUCGCAUCAUACGAACCUUCAACGUACCCAACCUGUCGGCCGAAGACCUCGACCCGGAUACAAUACAGGUCCCGCUCGAGCACAAGUUUCAAGAUGUGGUUAAUCGUCUGUCAUGGAAUCAUGUCACCUUCAGUGCUACAGGCGAAUACGUUGCAGCGUCUACGUACAACAACCAUGAGAUCUACAUAUGGGAGCGUAGCCACGGUUCUCUCGUGCGCAUGCUGGAGGGCCCAAAGGAAGAGCAGGGCGUCAUCGAGUGGCAUCCGCAUCGUGCAGUGCUUGCUGCCUGUGGGCUCGAGACAGGUCGUAUCUAUAUCUGGAGCGUAACAAGCCCGCAGAAGUGGUCGGCGCUCGCCCCCGACUUUAUGGAAGUUGAGGAGAAUGUCGAGUAUGUGGAGAAGGAAGACGAGUUCGAUAUACACCCCCAAGAAGAAAUCAAGAGAAGGCAACUGGAUGCUGAAGACGAAGAUAUCGAUGUGCUGACACUUGAUCCACGUAUCAAGGGCUAUGAUGAUGGUGCAACAGUCAAUGGCACUGGUUUUAGGAUGCCGGUGCUCUAUGACUUGGGUGCGAGCGAUAGCGAGGAGGAGUUUGUGGCCGUCUCUACUGGCACCGUACGUAGGAGAAGUAUGGGUGAAGCAGGCGAGGGCCAUGAUGAUGUGGAAGAUAAGACUGCAGCGGGUAGCAAGAAGCCUGCUUCAAAAGCAGCCAAACCCAGGAGGAGGUAA